Molecule: messenger RNA, 1251 nt
Organism: Equus caballus (horse)
Lineage: Eukaryota; Metazoa; Chordata; Mammalia; Perissodactyla; Equidae
Gene: SOCS1
Product: suppressor of cytokine signaling 1
Biological process (GO): phosphatidylinositol phosphate biosynthetic process; intracellular signal transduction
Cellular component (GO): phosphatidylinositol 3-kinase complex
Molecular function (GO): 1-phosphatidylinositol-3-kinase regulator activity
Source: RefSeq, a predicted model, not a curated record
GCUGCUGCACGGCUCCCGGCCCCGGAGCAUGCGCGAGAGCCGCCCCGGAGCCCCCCGCCGCCCCGCCCGCGGCCCCGCGCCCCGCCGCCAGCGCAUCCCCGGACGCUAUGGCCCACCCCUCCGGCCGGCCCCGCGUGUAGGAUGGUAGCACACAACCAGGUGGCAGCCGACAAUGCAAUCUCCACGGCAGCAGAGCCUCGACGGCGGCCAGAGCCUUCCUCCUCCUCCUCCUCCUCCUCCUCUUCUUCCUCCGCCUCCUCCUCCGCGGCGCCCGCGGCCCCGGCGCGCCUGCGGCCCUGCCCGGCGGUCCCGGCCCCGGCCCCGGGCGAGACGCACUUCCGCACGUUCCGCUCGCACGCCGAUUACCGGCGCAUCACCCGCGCCAGCGCGCUCCUCGACGCCUGCGGCUUCUACUGGGGGCCCCUGAGCGUGCACGGGGCGCACGAGCGGCUGCGCGCCGAGCCGGUGGGCACCUUCCUGGUGCGCGACAGCCGCCAGCGGAACUGCUUCUUCGCCCUGAGCGUGAAGAUGGCCUCGGGCCCCACGAGCAUCCGCGUGCACUUCCAGGCCGGCCGCUUCCACCUGGACGGCAGCCGCGAGACCUUCGACUGCCUCUUCGAGCUGCUCGAACACUACGUGGCGGCGCCGCGCCGCAUGCUGGGGGCCCCGCUGCGCCAGCGCCGCGUGCGGCCGCUGCAGGAGCUGUGUCGCCAGCGCAUCGUGGCCACCGUGGGCCGCGAGAACCUGGCGCGCAUCCCCCUCAACCCCGUCCUCCGCGACUACUUGAGCUCCUUCCCUUUCCAGAUCUGAGCGGCCGCGCACGCAGCAUUAACUGGGGCGCCUCCUUAUUAUUUCCCAUUAUUAAUUAUUAUUUCCCCGGAAUAAUAACGUUGGGGCUGGGGGUGCCUUCCACGCCUGGGUUGGAGGGAGCGGGCGGGGGGGGGGCGAUGCGCCUCCCCCUGGCUGCCGGGGGUCCAGGCCGCAGACCCCUCCCCAGCUCUUGGGGCGGGCGCGCCCCCUCCAGGUGCUCCCUCUGGGUCCCCCUGGUUGUUGUAGCAGCUUAAUUUAACUGUGUCUGGCGCCGGAACCUCCUACCUCUUCAUGUUUACAUAUACCCACUUAUCUUUGCACAAACCAGGGGUUGGGGGAGGGCCUCUGGCGUUAUUUUUCUGCUGUGCAGAAACCUAUUUUAUAUUUUUUACAACCAGAUUAGGGAAUAAACUUUAUUAUGAAAGUUUUUUUUUUUUUAAA